This is a messenger RNA of Staurois parvus, 396 nucleotides long. Lineage: Eukaryota; Metazoa; Chordata; Amphibia; Anura; Ranidae. The record is from the annotation of a GenBank genome assembly.
AUGGCCUCCUGGAGAAUGUGUCAGUUUCUGCUGCGGGCUGCUCCACGCGCUGCCUCCGUCCCCCGUACUAUGCAUCUCAGCAGAGGCUGCACCAGGGCUGUGAGCUACGGCGGUAUUCCCACUGAUGAAGAGCAGGCCACUGGACUUGAAAGGAAAAUUUUGCUGGCUAUGAAGAAAGGACAGGAUCCAUACAGCACUCAGUCAAAUUCAGGACCUCCAGGGACGAAGGAACAUCCCAUUAUUGUGCCCUCUAUCAACAAACAGAGACUUGUUGGUUGCAUUUGUGAAGAAGACAAUUCUGCAGUUAUCUACUUCUGGAUCCAUGAGGGAGAAGUGAAUCGAUGUCCAGAGUGUGGCUCCCACUACAAGCUUGUGCACCAUGAGCUUCCACACUAA